Messenger RNA from Cyprinus carpio (common carp), 2793 nucleotides. RefSeq names its product chemokine-like receptor 1 (gene opn9). The record is from RefSeq and is a predicted model, not a curated record. The transcript is spliced from 8 exons. Gene Ontology annotation, biological process: G protein-coupled receptor signaling pathway. Gene Ontology annotation, molecular function: G protein-coupled receptor activity. Gene Ontology annotation, cellular component: membrane. Lineage: Eukaryota; Metazoa; Chordata; Actinopteri; Cypriniformes; Cyprinidae. Bases 856 to 2445 code for a protein of 529 amino acids.
UUAGCCUUAAAACAUUAGAUUUAUGGCACAGCUUGUCCUUGUGCAUUUACUGUAUGUGUGUUUAUGCAUGCACUUUAAAGCUGUUCAAUUCUGUUGAGAAGAAUGAGGACGGAGGAUUAAGAGACUUUAGUUGUGUAGUUCAGAUAGCGGUUGCACAUUUACUCUUCCGUAUACAACACUGACCUCCACCUCUUUCUCUUAAACACAGAUUACUGUGCUUUAUUAAUCUUAUAGCACCAACGAGUGCUGUCUGCUAAACCAUUUGUUCAUCACACUAAAACAUCAUCAUUUGUCUAACUUAAAAUCUAACUUCAACUGUCCUCUAUCCACAUAGGUGAAGUGUUAGGAGUGCAAAAAAGGGAUGAGAGGAAGGUAGAGGUGUGCAUAAAGAGGGAGGUGGGAGUUCGAAAGGAUGGGAGGGUUAGUGUGCAUGAAUCCUGAUGGUCCUCUGGCAGACUGACCAAAGCUGAAUUGAUUCGCUCCUCCCGUAUAAACAGAGAGCAACAGGAACAAAAGAGGCUUAAGACUGAAAAGCAAGCAUUUCACUUUGAGAUUAAGAGACAGUGGCAGACUGAAAAGACACAGAAGAGGUGGACUGACAGAGGAAGGUGAGUGAAAAACUUUCACUUUGUUCUUUGCUCAGAUGUGCCUCUGUGACAAUAUUUCAUUUGACAUUCUCAUUUAAAGCUGAAUUGUACUUAUGCAGAUGUGUUUUUUCCCCAUAUAAGUUGGAAUUUCAUGUAAGUCCAAUAUUUUAUAGUUUUUUUUUUCUCUGGGUAUAGCAGCAUCAUUAUGUCUCAGUCUUUCUCUUUUCCUUUCUGUCUGUCUCCCUGUUAUUAGUAAAUAUCUAAGAGAAUGAAUGGCUCGUGGAUGGGGUCUAUCUCUGUCCCGUCCUCCAUCCCUCAUGCCUUCCACUCACAGCUCUCUUCAUCCACUGACCUCAGCAUAGCCAUCUUACUCAUCAUCGCAGGUGCGGUGUCGGUGUUUGGGAAUGGGCUGGUGUUGUUAGUUUACGGACAGAGGAGAAAGAAGCUCAGAGCGCACGAGCUGAUGACCAUCAAUCUGGCCGUUUGUGAUUUUGGCUACAGCCUGCUGGGGGCGCCAUGCAUCAUCAUCUCAAGUAUGUCGCAUGCAUGGAUUUUCGGGGAAACAGGAUGUAUGUGGUACGGGUUUCAGGGCUUUGUUUUUGGCGUUGGGUCUCUCAUCACUACCUGCCUUAUCUCCCUCGACCGCUGCUUCAAGAUCUGUAGCUUUCAAUAUGGUCAGUGGAUUGAGAGAAAACAUGCCUCUCUGUCUGUGGCUCUGGUAUGGAUCUAUACAUUAUUCUGGGCCUCACUACCUGUGGUUGGCUUUGGUAGUUACGGCCCGGAACCGUUUGGAACCAGCUGCACCAUAAACUGGUGGAGAAUGAAGUCUUCACUCAAAGAUAGAGUCUAUAUUUACCUGAUCAUGUCACUCUGCUUUGGAGUUCCCACCAUCACUAUCAUCACUUCAUACCUCGCUAUACUCAUCAAGGUGUAUCGGUCUGGUCGCAUAUUGGCUUCAAUCCCUUCAUCCAAUGUCACUCACAACAGCAAAGAUCUCCGGCUGACAAAGAUAGCAGCAGUGGUGUGUUCCUCAUUUCUGAUUGCCUGGACUCCCUAUGCGAUCGUUUCUCUCUACUCCGCUCUGACUGCUAGAGAGGAGCACACUGGAGAAGACGGAGGGACCGUUCUCGCGGGUGGAAUGUCAGCAGCAGGGGUCGGCCAUGGCGGAGGGUUGUCUGACGUCUUUGGUUUUCCCUUCCUCAUUAACUGGACCUCUUCAGAACACUUCGGGGAUGCUUUUGGCUCCUGGAGGAAUAUGACUUCUGAUCAUUCCCAUCAUUCAGUAGGGCAUCAUGGAACAAGUUCAACUGUGGGUUCUGCACAUGGAGGAAUGAAUGGACAUCAAUCACAUCUUGUGUCCAUCCUGAAGCCAGAGGUCUCACUCAUUCCGGCUAUUUUAGCCAAGUCACACUGCAUGAUAAACCCCUUCAUCUAUCAGAUCAUGAACCGUGACUUCAGGGAGGACGUCUAUGAUCUCCUGUGUCUGAGAGGAAAAGAUGGAGAGAGGAGGAGAACAAGGAGCACAGAUGGCAGUGAUUCUGAUGGGUAUCGUGGAAGCGUCACUCUCUCUUAUAUUCACAGCUGGGGGAGAAGAAGCACAGCUACCAGUCAGUCGUCUGGGGAGCGUGUGAAGAAAGAUUCCUCACGGAAGAGUAGAGGCAGUAGAGGGAGCCGAGGGAGUAGAGGUCAGAGAGGGUUCUGUCAGGACAGUACAGCAGUCGGGUUGGCCACCUUGGAUACUACAACCUUAGAUACGCAGGCCAACUUAGAAAGAGAGAGAGGGAAGGAGGUGGAAAGAGAGAUGAAAAAAGAAUUUAGAGAACCCACCUCUAACAGCUUGCUGACGGGUGACGAGUGAUGAUUUCUGUCUAAAAUAGACAUAGGCAUAAUGCGGUUAGUUAGCUCAAAACAUCUGUUGUUUUAGUUAAGAAAACAAAACAAAACAGUGUUUCUUUUUUCCUUUAGUGUCAUCCAGUGUGUGAUUUUGCACCUAUCCAGUCUCACACUGAUGCGACACAUGAGGCUCUAGUUAGGAUUUUCAUAUUGAUUUUGUCCUUGUGUGUUUAUAACUGGAUCCUGUGUAUUUCUUUAUUUAUUAAUAUAUAUUGUGUAUCUAUAUAUUUAAUGGAUUUACUUAUUGUAUUUAAGUUUUUACAUAUUUAGAGAGCACAAUCCAGUCCUAAGUAUUUCAAACAACUAUUUCUGA